Schistocerca serialis cubense is the source of this 665-nucleotide messenger RNA. Its product is annotated as peptidyl-prolyl cis-trans isomerase NIMA-interacting 1-like. The record is from RefSeq and is a predicted model, not a curated record. Gene Ontology annotation, cellular component: cytosol; nucleus. Lineage: Eukaryota; Metazoa; Arthropoda; Insecta; Orthoptera; Acrididae. The coding region runs from base 186 to 665 and encodes 159 amino acids. The transcript has 2 exons. Gene Ontology annotation, molecular function: protein binding; peptidyl-prolyl cis-trans isomerase activity.
AACUGGUAGACAUAUUAAUGACGUAGGCCAAAGCAUACCUUACGAGAGAUAUCUGUUACAGUCUCCGGCAUUUAUAUACAAUUAUUUCAUACCAGAAUUCGUUUUUCACACGAACUAGCAGCAGUUGUAGUAUACCAAUGUACAGCUCCAGUCCACAAAGGUUUUAACUACCUUUAAGAUCCAUUAUGGCAGAGAGAAAACUACCACGAGGAUGGGGAAAGUAUGAGAGCAAGAGAUAUAGCCGGCAUUAUUAUUUUAAUGUUUAUACCAGGGAGAGCCAGUGGGUUCAUCCAAGCAGAUGUGCUCCCCGGGUACCAGGCAAAGGCCCACAUGAAAUACAGUGCUCUCAUUUACUUGUGAAACAUAAGUGCUCAAGAAGGCCAGUUUCUUGGAAGCAGGAGCCAAUUACACGCUCCAGAGAGGAGGCUCUAUGUUUAAUAAAGUACUUACGUCAAUGUAUUCAAUUAGGAAAGGCAUCAUUCUCAGAAAUGGCACAAAAAUAUUCAGACUGCCAUUCAGCAAAGACUGGUGGUUACCUGGGGAUCUUUCGUCGAGGUGUUAUGGAGAAAGCAUUUGAAAACAGUGCAUUUUCACUUAAAGUAGGUGAGAUCAGUGAACCGGUCUUUACCAAAUCAGGGAUCCAUCUGAUAUUACGUACUGCAUAA